UUGGCUGCUGGUCGCCCAGUCUUCAGUUUAAUACAGCAGGGUCCCCAUACGCCUGAUUUAUCAGCAAUAUACAAUAAUAGGGCCUCUGGAUUAUUGGGACCCUAAUAUUUGCUCUCCCACCCCCAGGCUGGCUCAGGGAAGCCAUGAAUUUUGAGUUUGAGAGGGAGAUUGGAUUUAUAAACAGCCAGCCUUCGCUAGCAGAGUGCCUGACGUCCUUUCCUGCUGUCCUGGAGACAUUUCAAACUUCAUCAAUCAAGGACUCGACAUUAAUUCCUCCUCCUUUUGAACAAACCAUCCCCAGCUUGAAUCCGGACUCCGGCAACCAGCCGAGGUCCAGAAGCCAAAAACGUUCUGAUAAUGGCCUGGCCCAACCACCACUACCUCAGCCUGGCCACUUGGCUACCGAGUUCCCCUGGAUGAAAGAGAAAAAAUCGGCUAAGAAGAGUAACCAGGGGUCCCCUCCAGCACCUAUCUCAGCUCCUGAAUCUUCAGGAGGUUCCCCAGCAGAACCACCAGGACUUAAUGAUAGCAGCGGUGGCUCCAGGAGGCUCAGGACUGCUUACACCAACACCCAGCUGCUUGAACUAGAGAAAGAGUUUCACUUUAAUAAAUAUCUGUGCAGACCCAGGAGGGUGGAGAUAGCAGCUUUGUUGGAUUUGACAGAAAGGCAAGUGAAAGUUUGGUUCCAGAACCGGAGAAUGAAGCACAAAAGACAGACCCAGCACAAGGACCCAAUGGAUGGCGACCAAAGCUUCUCUACCAUGGAUGAUGGUGACCCAACAGAUGAUGGAGAAGAGAGUCCACCAUAUCAAUCUGGGCUGGACAGCAAUGACUCUUUCAGGGACAAUGACCAGUACCCACCUGAGAACCCAAAACAAUCUAGCAUAGGCAUAAACCAGCAUCAGACUUCCAGGAAGGAAUCAUCCUCAAGCAGCCCCUUCUUCCAAACGCCUACGAGUGAGCCAGAGGCCAGGAUAGAGGUGGGUAGCAUGGACAAUAUCCUCUCUGAAACACAGGACAAUUCCUUAUUGUCAGACUUCACUUUAUUCUCUUCAGAGUCCUGCCUACACAUUGCAGAUGGUAUCUCGAGUUUGCAAGGAUCCCUCAGUAGUCCUGUCCACUUUUCAGAAGAAGAUAUUGACUUUCUCACUAGUACACUCUAUAGCAAAGAUCUCCAGCAGUUAGAUUUUUAAGUAGUUAUUUUAAAUUUUUUCCCUUAAUGUUAUCUUUUCCUUUUAUUGCACACAUGUCUAAUCUCGGAUACGAAAAAAAAUAAAUAUGUGAAAAUGUAAUUUAUAUUUAUUUAAGGGUCCCAGUAAAUCAAUCACUGGUUGUUACAGCGGUAUUCGUGUGUUUUAAUCAUGUGGAAUCACGAUUUUCAAUUUCGAUUGUUAAUUAGAAACCAUUUCAAGAUUAGACAAAUGAAUCACUUUGUAAUUUAUUUUAGUGAAGCCUCAGGAAUUAAAAAAAAAAGGAUGCUUAUAUUUGUUAGGCAGGGAAUUUUAAGUUAUCGAAUAUUUAUUUAAAGUCUUUAUUAGCAAUUUGAUAAGUAUUUAUUGUACAUUAUUUUUCAUAGAUGAAAUAAUUGUCUUUAUAAAAGAGUGUGUGUUAUGAUUUGCAAUGCUAAUAAAAAUAAAACAUUUAUUACCAAGGCAUUUUAAAGUUCAGACCUUUUGUAUUUUGUCUGUAAAUAUCGAACACACUUUACAAGUUCCA
Messenger RNA from Pelobates fuscus (common spadefoot toad), 1716 nucleotides. RefSeq names its product homeobox B2 (gene HOXB2). Gene Ontology annotation, molecular function: DNA-binding transcription factor activity, RNA polymerase II-specific; RNA polymerase II cis-regulatory region sequence-specific DNA binding. The transcript has 2 exons. The record is from RefSeq and is a predicted model, not a curated record. The coding region runs from base 144 to 1193 and encodes 349 amino acids. Gene Ontology annotation, cellular component: nucleus. Gene Ontology annotation, biological process: regulation of transcription by RNA polymerase II. NCBI's taxonomy places the organism in Eukaryota, Metazoa, Chordata, Amphibia, Anura, Pelobatidae.